Messenger RNA from Striga hermonthica, 864 nucleotides. The record is from the annotation of a GenBank genome assembly. NCBI's taxonomy places the organism in Eukaryota, Viridiplantae, Streptophyta, Magnoliopsida, Lamiales, Orobanchaceae.
AUGUUAUCAUACGGUUGCAGAAUUCUCCCCAGAAUCCUCGUCAACAGAUCAAAGUCCGCUUCUUUAUCAGGAUCCUCACUCGUUUGGACCCGUUUAUCUUCCUCCGGUUCACUCCGUCAGGUUCGUGCAAUGUCGACUGGUUCUGAUUCCUACUCGCCGUUCAAGAAAGUCCAGAUUGAGAGAGAUGACUCGACAUUCGACGCCUAUGUGAUCGGGAAAGACGAUGCUCCCGGGAUUGUGGUGCUUCAAGAAUGGUGGGGUGUUGAUUUUGAGGUCAAAAAUCAUGCCCAAAAGAUUGCUCAGUUCGACAGAGGAUACAAAGCAUUGAUACCAGACUUGUACAGAGGGAAGGUUGGUCUAGACGUUGCUGAAGCUCAGCAUUUGAUGGAUGGUCUCGACUGGAAAGGUGCUGUGAAGGAUAUUGAAGCCUCUGUCAACUGGCUCAAGGCAAAUGGUUCUAAGAAGGUUGGUGUUACUGGCUUCUGUAUGGGUGGUGCUCUUGCUAUUGCAAGCUCUGUAUUGGUCCCUGGGGUUGAUGCUGUGGUAUCUUUCUAUGGAGUUCCUUCAAAAGAGUUUGCUGAUGUCAGCAAAUCUAAAGCGCCAGUGCAGGCUCACUUUGGUGAACUGGAUACCUUUGCUGGGUUCUCAGAUGUUGAGACUGCGAAAGCUCUAGAACGUAACUUUCCCCCAACUGAUUUCAAUGAGGUGCACAUCUAUAAAGGAGUUGGACACGCCUUUAUGAACUGCUCGAGUGAAGGCGUUGAGAGAAGGAAAAAGAUGGGAAUAAACGAUGAAAAUCUUGAAGCGGCCAAUUUGGCUUGGCUUCGUUUUCGUGCGUUUAUGAAUCGUUACUUGUCGGGCUGA